AUGAUCCAGAAGCUUAUUGAGAAGAAGGUAUUGUUGUAGUCAGCUUACAUAAGAGUUAAAAUGAAAGAUAUGCAAGCCGUUAAAAAAAAAGGGGCAUCAUUUGGUUCGAAAAUUGGAGUUAAGAACAUGGACACUGGAGGUGAUGCAGACAACAUUGGCAGUGGAGGUGACGCCGAAAGCAAUGGUGGUGGUGGUGGUGGUUGGGGACUGGCAGGCAUGUUGAAGAGUCUGGGUGACCUUAUUUUUCGAAGUGGAAAGGCUAACUGGGACUGAGGUGGUUACUCUACCUCGUGGUCAUGUUUUGCAUUUGCAUCUUUCUUCAGUCGACUGUAUUAAGAAGCCAAUUGCUUAUUACCGCCAACUACAAUGCAAUAUUAAAAGUAAUAAUCACAAAACAUUGUCAAGUUGGGCAUUAAGUUUCAAUUCAUCAUUUUGGGUCCAUUCAAAUACUUGUUGAGUUGGGCAUAUCCUUUACAAAUCACUGUCUUUUGUGCUCAAAACAAAGAUUAUUCUUUAAGAAAAGCAUUGUGUAGUU
Molecule: messenger RNA, 535 nt
Organism: Rubroshorea leprosula
Lineage: Eukaryota; Viridiplantae; Streptophyta; Magnoliopsida; Malvales; Dipterocarpaceae
Source: the annotation of a GenBank genome assembly